AUGGAGACUGAAGCUGAGAAAAAUAUUGAGAUCUGGAAGGUCAAGAAAUUGAUUAAGUCCUUAGAACAAGCGAGAGGUAAUGGUACUUCGAUGAUUUCCUUGGUUAUUCCACCAAAGGGUCAAAUCGCUCUUUAUCAAAAGAUGUUGACUGAUGAAUAUGGUACUGCAUCUAAUAUCAAAUCCAGAGUUAACCGUUUAUCUGUUCUUUCUGCAAUUACAUCCACUCAACAGAAAUUGAAAUUAUACAAUAGAGUUCCACCAAAUGGUCUAGUUCUGUACUGUGGUGAUAUUAUCACUGAGGAAGGUAAAGAAAAGAAAGUUACUUUUGACAUUGAACCAUACAAGCCUAUCAAUACUUCUCUAUAUCUGUGUGAUAACAAAUUUCACACUGAAGUGCUAUCGGAAUUGCUAGAAGCCGAUGAUAAAUUUGGUUUCAUUGUUAUGGAUGGUCAAGGUACCUUAUUCGGUUUGCUGUCUGGUAACACAAGAAACGUUUUACAUAAAUUCACAGUUGAUUUGCCCAAGAAGCACGGUAGAGGUGGUCAAUCUGCCGUUCGUUUUGCCCGUUUGAGAGAAGAGAAAAGACACAACUAUGUGAGGAAAGUUUCUGAAGUUGCAGUGCAAAAUUUCAUCACAAACGAUAAGAUUAACGUUAAGGGUUUAAUCUUGGCAGGUUCUGCAGAUUUCAAAACCGACCUGGCCAAAUCUGAAAUGUUCGACCAAAGAUUGGCUUCCAAGGUUAUAAAAAUUGUCGAUAUCUCCUAUGGUGGUGAAAACGGUUUCAAUCAAGCAAUUGAAUUAUCUGCUGAGACUUUGGCGAACGUUAAGUUUGUACAGGAGAAAAAGUUGCUAACGGACUACUUCGACGAAAUUUCCAGGGACACUGGUAAGUUCUGUUACGGUAUUGAGGACACAUUAAAGGCUUUGGAUCUUGGUGCGGUAGAGACACUAAUCGUUUUCGAAAAUCUUGAGACUAUAAGAUAUGUUUACAAAGAUGCUGAAAACAAAGAAGUAGUAAAAUUCGCACAGCCGGAAAAAGAAGACAACACAUUGGCCAUCGACAAAGCUACAGGGCAAGAAAUGGACACCGUAGAUGAACAACCUCUAAUUGAGUGGUUGGCAGAGAACUACAAGAACUAUGGUGCUACAUUGGAAUUCAUCACUGAUAAAUCUUCCGAAGGUGCUCAGUUCGUUACAGGUUUCGGUGGUCUAGGGGCUAUUUUGCGUUAUAAGGUUAAUUUCGAACAACUGGUUGAAGAAUCUGAUGAUGAAUACUACGAUGAUGAUGCUGGAUCUGAUUAUGACUUCAUCUAA
Messenger RNA from Torulaspora delbrueckii, 1314 nucleotides. It is a transcript of the gene SUP45, whose product is annotated as translation termination factor eRF1. Gene Ontology annotation, biological process: cytoplasmic translational termination. Gene Ontology annotation, molecular function: sequence-specific mRNA binding; translation release factor activity, codon specific. Gene Ontology annotation, cellular component: cytosol; translation release factor complex. The coding region runs from base 1 to 1314 and encodes 437 amino acids. The transcript has a single exon. The record is from RefSeq and is a predicted model, not a curated record. NCBI's taxonomy places the organism in Eukaryota, Fungi, Ascomycota, Saccharomycetes, Saccharomycetales, Saccharomycetaceae.